CGUCCUUGAAUCAGCGGCAGUGCGGCUGGGCGGGGCGCGGCGAUUCAGCAGUCGGUGACGCCUCUCUGCCGACCGGCCGCCCCGGGGUGCGACCGGCCAGUCGGUGUCGUGAGCGCGUGCAGCGAGGACUGGCCCGAGCGGAGCGCCAUGGACCCGCUAACGGCGCUGCUGGCAGCGCUGCUGCUGCUGGCGCUCGUCUACUGGUACGGCACCAAGGACUUCGGCUCCCUGGAGAAGCUCGGCGUGCCCGUCAUCAAGCCGUACCCCUUCAUCGGCAGCAUCCUGAAGCCAUGGGAGUCGUUCUGCGUGUCCGAUGACCUCCAGAACGCACGCAAGUACGGCCGACUCUGGGGUCUGUACGAGGGCCCCUGGGCACAGCUGUUUGUCGCAGACGUCGACAUGGCCAAGCACAUCAUGAUCAAGGAUUUUGACCACUUCCAGGACCGUCCGGUGCUGUUUGACUUUGAGUACGGCCGCGACCAGAUGGACAUGAUGACGGCCGACCGGUGGAAGGUGCUGCGCUCGCUGCUGGCGCCCGCGCUCACCACCAGCGGCCGCCUCAAGGCCAUGACGCCCACCAUGCAGCAGUGUCUGGACGACGCGUGCCGCCGCAUGGAGGCCAAGCUGCGCGACAGUCCCGUCAUCGACGCGCAGGCGGACCUGUUCGGGCCGCUGACGCUCGACGUCAUGGCCCAGUUCUCGUUCGGCAUGAAGGUGCCCGACGUGGCCGACAAGAACAGCGUGUUCGUCAAGCACGCGUCCGCGUUCGGCGUGCCCACCGACGCCACGCCCAACCCGCUGAUCACGUACAUCCUCACCUCGUUCCCGUCGCUGGGUAACCGGGUGGCCGGCCGGCAGCUGAUCCCGGCGUUCCGAUACUUCCUGGAGAUGAUCCGGCGCUCCAUCAAGCAGCGCCGCGCCGAGGGCGUGCACCGGCAGGACCUGGUGGGCGUCAUCAUGGACGCGAUCGACAACAAGGUGCCGACGGCCGAGUACCGGCAGCUGCGGCUCACAGAGGAGAUCCUGCUGCUGCAGGGCGCCGAGAUGCUGAUGGCUGCCUACGACACCGUCGGCACCGCGCUCAACAAGUCGGCCUACUUCCUGGCCACCGAGCCGGAGGCUGCCGAGGAGGUGGCCCAGGAGGCGCAGGAACUCGACGAGCUCACCUACGAGUCGGUGUCGCAGCUGCCCAAGCUGGAGGCCUUCAUCAAGGAGGUGCUGCGCAUGGCGCCGCUGCUGGUGCGCCACUUCCGCGUGUGCACACGCGACUGGGAGUACCAGGGCCUGCGCGUGCCGGCCGGCACCUCGGUGACCAUUCCCAUGUCGGUGUUCCACAUGGACGAGCAGCUGUUCCCGGAGGCGCGCCAGUUCCGGCCGGCCCGCUGGCUCGAGGAAGACGCUCACCGGAGCCACCAGUACAGCUGGAUGCCGUUCGGCCUGGGGCCGCACGCCUGCCUCGGCGCCCGGCUCGCCAUGGUCGAGUGCAAGUUCUUCCUGGCCGGCUUCCUGCGCCGAUACCGGUUCCUGGCGUGUGACCAGACCAAGUUCGAGUACCUGCCCGGCAGCGGGCUGUUCGCGACCACAAAGCCCAUCAUGGUCAAGGUGGAGAAACUGUAACUAAGUUACGCCGCAAAGCGAAAAGAACAGAACGAUGGAGGCGAUCACACUGUUCGGUCGCUGGACGGGAGUCGUUGUAAAAAGAUAUGUAACAGAAACAAAUGCAUAACGAACAGAGGUGUGCCAAAUAAAAAAGCGGCGAUGGAGCUUCAAACAGCAAAAAGACGAGGUAACAGCUGCGUGUUAACAAAAAAAAAAAAAAAAAUCCAGCCCUGCAGUUGAAGGAUGGAUCUAGGAUGGAGGAUGACUGACAUGGAUUCCGAUAGUUUGAUUGCGAACUGUGUGCAGUGACUUUGAAAACUACAUAGUAAUAUUGCCCUGCGCAGACUACAACGUUGGUCGUUGGAUUCCUACAGCUUUACACGAGAAUAAGAAAAUGAAGUCGACCGUUCAGGACUCAAUGGCCUCAUACUUUCUAGGUCUCGCUCCCCCAAUGAGAAGCCCGAUCUGAAUCAGAUGGAAUCUAGUUCACAGUACUCAGCAUGAUCAGCUGAAGUCCACUGCUCAGUGCCACUGGAAUGUCUGGGACCACUGCUGGUCCACAUACACCUAUUGUUCCUUUCAAUAUAUUGACUCUGUAACA
This is a messenger RNA of Amphibalanus amphitrite, 2200 nucleotides long. RefSeq names its product cytochrome P450 3A24-like. The transcript has a single exon. Gene Ontology annotation, molecular function: iron ion binding; steroid hydroxylase activity; heme binding. The record is from RefSeq and is a predicted model, not a curated record. NCBI's taxonomy places the organism in Eukaryota, Metazoa, Arthropoda, Thecostraca, Balanomorpha, Balanidae. The coding region runs from base 148 to 1617 and encodes 489 amino acids.